This is a messenger RNA of Cercopithifilaria johnstoni, 1965 nucleotides long. The record is from the annotation of a GenBank genome assembly. NCBI's taxonomy places the organism in Eukaryota, Metazoa, Nematoda, Chromadorea, Rhabditida, Onchocercidae.
AUGGGACACAAAGAUAAGAGAAAAAGAAAGCAUGAAUGCAAACAUCAUAGUGAGAAGAAAAAGAAAAAGCGACAGAAACAUCAUGAACGUAGUUGCUCAAACUCCGAUUCUGAUAAGGAUAACCGGUUUGAUCAACGUUUGAAUGCAUUACGAGAAGAGAAGAAACAGAAGAAAAAGAAAGAAAAAGAAAAAAGGAAGGCGAUAGAAACUCCGGAAGAGAAAAAAGCAAGACGUUUAGCGAAAAAACUGAAGAAGGCAGAAAAAGAAUCAGCUGUUGUGUUCGACGAUGAAGCCAAAUACACAAAUAGCAAUAAUCCAUUUAAUGAUCCGAACUUAACUUCUACUUUUAUAUGGACGAAGAAAUUAGCAAUUGAAGGCAAGGCUGAUUUGUCACUGAAACAAAUUGAAAAAAUGAACAGAGAUCGUACGCUAAAGAACUUAGCAGAAAUGGAAGAGCUCAAAAGAAACAGAGAAGCACGAGAUGCAGCUCGGGAAGAUUUGGAAAUGAUCAAAAGGGAUGAAGAAAGGCGGCACAAUUCAGACUGGUAUGCAACAGAAGAAGGAUUCUUACUCAGUCAGGCUAAACUGCGUACACAGAUCAGGCUAAAGGAAGGGCGAGCAAAGCCUAUCGAUUUUCUUGCCAGAUAUAUCAGUUAUGAUAGUGAGAAGGUCGGAAGCACGAAAGAUGAAGAAUUCGAGCUUGUCGAUCCGAUAACGUAUUUAAGGGGACUUAAAAUUAGGGAUUUGGAAGAUUUGCUUGAGGACAUUAAGGUUUAUCGACGGGUCGAUCCAACUGAUAAUUCAGUUUGGUGGACAGACUUUUGCACGGUUGUUCGAUAUGAAGUAAGAAAGCUGUCCAAUGAUGUUAAUUCAACUUACGCUAGAGAAUCAGUUCAUAAUUCUGUGCAAAGUGAUAUUGCCCGUUUAUUCAAAGGUAAAACUCAUCAAGAAUUAGCAUUGUUGGAGACCCAGAUCAAGAAGAAAAUUCAUAGUGAUGAACCUGGUAUAGAUGUGGAAUUCUUGGAAUUUACGUUACAACAUCUUCAUGUACAUAUGGCGAAAGCUCGUAUUCACGAAAGACAUCAGGAAAUAUUACGGUAUAAACUGAAAAGGAUAAAGGAAGAGCAAAAAGCUGAAAGGGGCAAGUGCGAAUGUGAACCUGAACAGGUCUAUAGACAGGAAAAUGGAGAAGGUUCGAGUGGAGUAAAACAGUCAGCUAAGCUAAAAACACUUCCUGUACAACUGGAUGAAUUGGAUACUAUGGAUGAUGAUGUUAAGGAACAGCAAUGGCGGCUUCUGACGGAAGACGAGAUGGAGAUUUUAACAUUGGAAAUGUAUGAACAUGGUUCCUAUAGUCCAUCAUAUGGUGAUGAAAAGGAAGCUAUGCCUGGUAUCGAAAUUUUAGAUGAAGGAGAGGAUAUCCAAAAACGUAGGGAAAUGAUAAGCAAGGCUGAGAGCGGCGUUACGGCGUCCACAUCGAAUGAUCUAUCGAUGGCCGAAUCGAAAAUGGAACUGAUUGCUCGCCGAGGUAUGACGAAUGAUGAGGCAACAUUUUCAGUGGAAGCACCUCUUGAAGCACAAACUUUUCUUUGGUCUGAAAAAUAUCGACCACGGAAACCAAGAUAUUUCAAUCGUGUACAUACUGGAUUCGAAUGGAACAAAUAUAAUCAGACUCAUUACGACAUGGAUAACCCACCGCCAAAAAUUGUGCAGGGUUACCGUUUUAAUAUAUUCUAUCCCGAUUUAUUGGAUGUCACAGAAACGCCCACGUUUACAGUAACACCAUGUGAUGACCCGGAUUUCGCUGUAAUAAGGUUCCAUGCCGGACCACCCUACGAAGAUAUAGCUUUCAAAUGUGUUAAUCGAGAAUGGGAAAUUAGCCACAAACAUGGUUAUAAAUGUCAAUUUGUUAAUGGGAUAUUCCAGUUAUGGUUUUACUUCAAGAGGUAUCGAUACCGACGAUGA